This is a messenger RNA of Striga asiatica, 1039 nucleotides long. The record is from the annotation of a GenBank genome assembly. NCBI's taxonomy places the organism in Eukaryota, Viridiplantae, Streptophyta, Magnoliopsida, Lamiales, Orobanchaceae.
AAGUAUGAAAAAAAACAUAAAGUUUGAAAAAAUUGAAAACAAUAAAAGUUGGUGUGUAAUUUGUAUAAAAUAUGGCACCACUGAGCAAUUAGAUCUUCCCUCUCACUCUCAGUGGAGCUUUUAUCCACCAACCAAACUUUGGAAGAAAUUUUACUGGAAAACAAGAUUUUGUUUUCUCUGUUUAUAUCCCUCUUUCUUUUCUUGUCUGAAAAGAGAUCUCUGCGGAAAAAAAGAUUACUUUUUUCUUUUUGUUUGUCUGUUUAGAGAAGAUGUUUGCAGCUGAGAAUGGUUUAAGGGGUGACCCAAGGUUGAAGGACAUUUAUGAUGCCAUUAGUGUUGUGCCCAACUUUCCUAAACCAGGAAUUAUGUUUCAAGACAUAACUACUCUUGUCUCAAAUCAUAUGGCCUUCAAGCAUACUGUAGAUAUCUUUGUUGAUAGAUACAGGAACAUGGAUAUCUCUGUUGUUGCUGGAGUCGAAGCCAGAGGCUUUAUGUUUGCUCCUUCUAUUGCAUUGGCAAUUGGUGCCAAAUUCAUUCCUCUGCGUAAGCCCGGGAAGCUUCCGGGUGAAGUCAUUUCUGAAGCAUACGAGCUCGAGUAUGGUAAUGAUUGUUUGCAAAUGCAUGUGGGAGCCCUUGUGAAAGGAGACCGAGCUUUAGUUAUAGACGACUUAGUGGCUACAGGAGGGACAUUAUCUGCAGCCAUGAGGCUUUUGGAACGCCAAGGUGCUGAGGUCGUUGAGUGUGCAUGCAUUAUCGGAUUGCCUGAGCUAAAGGAAAGGCAAUUGUUGGGCGGAAAACCACUGUACGUCUUGGUGGAGCCUCGUCAAUAGAGACUCGAUCACUGCUGGAGGAGAAAUUGUCAAUGGAAACAUCGAAAAUUUGACGUAGAAACUGAGAGGCUCGCGAGUUGGUGUAAAAAAUGGCAACUGAAAUUCUCGAACCUGUGUUAGAUGCGUUGCGACUAGACAAAUUAAUCAAUCCCUACUGGUAAAAAAAAUAAUAAAAAUCUUGGCAUUUUUCUAGUNUAGAUUAAUGUUAU